AUGAGGCUUAUACUUUUCCUCAUUAUUUUUAUUGUAAAACCUGUUCUGUGUGAACGUGAAUUUCUACCUAAACAUCGACAACCUUCUUGGCUUAUCAAAGAUAAUCCGAACCAAGGACCUAACUAUGCUCAACCUGAACAAAUUAAGUUGUCAUAUGGAGGGCAUCCGAGUAUUAUGUUGGUUACUUGGUUGACAUACGACGAUACUCUUCAUUCCAUCGUGGAAUAUGGGAAUAAGCAAUUGAGAGAGACUUCAGAAGGGAACUGCUCAGUGUUUGUUGAUGAACAGCCGCGGGCCAAGUAUCGUUUUAUCCACCGUGCUCGCUUGGAAAACUUAGUUCCUGGCGAAACAUACAAAUAUCGUGUGGGUAGCACAUAUGGUUGGAGUGCAAUUUACUAUUUCACACCAUUGGACGAAAAUCAGAGAGAAGAAGGCGGCUUUGCGUACGCUGUGUUUGGCGAUCUUGGUAAUGAAAAUGCGAGAUCUCUGGGAAAACUUCAGAAAAUGGCUCAAGAUGGUGAUAUUGAUGCUGUUCUACAUGUCGGCGAUUUCGCUUAUAACAUGGAUUCCGAUAAUGGAAAAGUAGGUGACGAGUUCAACCGUCAGAUUGAGCCUGUAGCUGCCUAUGUUCCCUACAUGACAGCAGUAGGAAAUCACGAAAAUGAAGGGAACUUCACUCAUUAUGUUAACAGAUUUACCAUGCCCAACUCGGAUCACAAUUUGUAUUACAGUUUCGAUAUUGGACCGGCUCAUUUCAUUGUUUUUUCAACUGAGUUUUAUUUUUUCACCCAAUAUGGUUAUGAACAAAUCCGUAAACAAUGGAGGUUUUUGCUAAACGACCUACAGCAAGCAAAUGCCAACCGUAAAAAGGUUCCUUGGAUCAUAACGAUGGGACACCGGCCAAUGUAUUGUUCAGACUUUGAUGGAGAUGACUGUACCAAGUAUGAAUCAAUUAUUAGAACGGGAUUACCAAAAACGCAUGCAUAUGGGUUAGAAAAACUUUUCUACGAAAACGGUGUUGAUAUUGAAAUUUGGGCGCACGAACACACAUAUGAACGUAUGUGGCCAGUAUAUAACAGGACAGUAUACAAUAUGAGCAUGUCAUCUUACUUCGAUCCUCCCGCACCUGUUCAUAUAGUUACUGGAUCAGCUGGAUGUAAAGAAAACACGGAUAUUUUUGUUGAACAUCCUCCACCAUGGUCAGCCAAGAGAUCGACAGAUUAUGGGUUUGGUCUAUUACGCAUUUACAACAAAACUCACAUCAACUUCAAGCAACUGUCGGCAGCAAAGGAUGAUAUUGAUGACGAUUUCUGGAUUAUUCGUACAAAGCACAAACCUUUCAAGGGAAGUGAUUUGCGAAGAUUAAAUUCCAUGGGAACAUAUAUUCCUUUGAGUCACUGCCAUCAUCCAUCUCAUUGUCCUAACACCAUUGAUAAUUUUAUUUUUUAUUGA
Messenger RNA from Auanema sp. JU1783, 1452 nucleotides. The record is from the annotation of a GenBank genome assembly. NCBI's taxonomy places the organism in Eukaryota, Metazoa, Nematoda, Chromadorea, Rhabditida, Rhabditidae.